This is a messenger RNA of Choloepus didactylus (southern two-toed sloth), 1072 nucleotides long. Its product is annotated as magnesium transporter protein 1-like. The record is from RefSeq and is a predicted model, not a curated record. The transcript has a single exon. Lineage: Eukaryota; Metazoa; Chordata; Mammalia; Pilosa; Megalonychidae. Gene Ontology annotation, cellular component: oligosaccharyltransferase complex. Bases 1 to 828 code for a protein of 275 amino acids.
AUGUGCCAUCGUUUCAUACUAGAUCCACCAAGAAACUACUAUGUUAUUGUGAUGUUUACUGCUCUCCAGGAAUUUAGACUGUGUGGAAAUUGCAAACAAGCUGCUGAAGAAUUUCAGAUCUUGGCAAAUUCCUGGGAACACCUUGGGGCAUUCAACAAGAUAUUUUUUGCUAUGGUGGAUUAUGAUGAAUGCCCUAAGGUCUUUGGAAUGUUCCAAGUGAAGUCAGUUCCAACUUUCCUCCACUUUCCAGCAAAAAGGCAAUUUACAGUAGACGACAUUUAUUGUUUGAAAGAAAGGGGUAUCGGAGCUGAGCAGAUAGCUGAAUGGGUAGUGGAGAGAACAAACGUCAGCAUCAGAAUCCGACGGCCUGCAAGUUAUCAUGAUCUCUUCAUGUUGGGGAUACUUUUGGCUCUCAUUGGUGGACUUGUGUAUUUACUGAAAUGGAACAGGAAAUUUAUUUUUAGCAAAACGUUUUGGGCAGUUUUUGCUCUUUGUUUUGUGACUGUGAUGACAGCUGGUGAAAUGUGGACUCGUAUUGAAGCAGCACCAUACGCUGAAAGGAAUCCUCACACAGGACAGAUGCAUUACAUCCACAGAAUGUAUUACUCUCAGUUUGUAGGAGAAACAUACAUCAUUUCUCUGCUUAACAUGUGCAUUACCCUGGGAAUGGUGAUCUUAGAUAAAGCUGCCACAUCUCGCAUGAACUUUCUAAAGAGGAAGAUGAUGUGUAUGAUCGGUAUGUGUCUAGUUGUAAUAUUCUUCAGUUGGCUGCUGUCCCUCUUUAGAUAUAAGGAACCUGGGUAUCCCUACAGCUUUCUGAUGGAUUGAAAAGGAACCUAGACUUAGAGACAUCAAAGAAAGAAAUUUGAAAAAGGAGCAUAUCGAAUCAGAAAGAUGUGAACUCACAACUUCUUUGAAGUGAUUGGGAUUUAACCAAAGGAGGCAUGAAGUUCCCUGAUAAUAACAAGCCAUUUACUCUCAAAAAUUGGUGCAGUUUUAUGGUGCAGUUCAAUUUUCUACUGUUAGUAAAUUUCAUAGAUUGCCUACUUAGUGAAUUCCCACUAUUAAAAUC